AUGGCUUUGCCUUUCUUGGUCGGGAAUAAUUUUAACGAUCCAACGGUAGGAUUUGAAUUAUUCAGGUUUCUUGACACGGUUUGUGUAUGUUUUGGUUUAAUGUUCCUGAUAAUUUUUCAGAAAACCCGCUUCCAUCGCUCGCAAAGUUUGGGCUGGAACAACGGCUAUGCUUUGCCUGUUACCCCGAAGACAGCAAUCGGUGGAGAGCCUUUGCCGGUUAGCCAGCUGACGCGGGAAGAACUAGACGAACUCGCCAAUUUUAAACCCAGUUUAACAUACGGUCAAAAAGUUCAGGCUCCUCCUGAGGAUUUUAUCCCGGCACAUGUGGGUUUUGACAAGAAAGUGCUGCUGUUUUUGGGCUACUUCAAGCAGACGGUUCACGAAUCUGCCGACGAGUAUUACAGAGUUCGUCCGGUGAAGAUUUAUUAUUAUUUAGAAGACGAUUCGAUCGCUGUAAUUGAACCGAUGGUUGAAAACAGGUAGGCUUAUUAUUGUUUAUAAAUAUUGUGCUGGGAAUGUGUUUAGUGUUACAGGUGUUAGAAAAGGCUGAUUGGGGAAAGGAUUGAAGUUUGGAAAGCUUGUUUUUAAUUAUAGCAGGGGCAUGAGUAGUUUAAUGCCCAUAGCAAUACAUCAGCCAUUGCACUGCAUGCAUGCAUAUAUUUGAUUAAUUAAGGCCCAUUCAUACGAUACGACUAUAGUCUCCCGAAAAUGUAGCGUUGUAUAUUAUUUCCCCAAGGUUGGCGAGAAAAAUAAGUGGGAUGAAGAUUGCCAUCUCAAUGUGGCAAUGUCACAAGAAGAUAAAGCUCUUUGAUUGGCUGGCUGAAAUCUUGGCCAAUCGGAGAGCUUUAGUUUGUGAUGUCAGGAUGGCAGCUGUCAUCCUGCAUAGUUUAAAAAAUUGUAUAAAUCGUAUAAAAACGACUUUUUUUCACAGUGGAAUACCUCAAGGCAAGCUGAUCAAACGACAACAACUGCCAAAAGAUGACCUUGGCAAUACCUGGCACUGGAAAGAUCUCAAUCUGGCCAUCAAUGUCACAUUAUAUGGCAAAGUUAUUCGAAUUUGUAACUGUGAUGAAUGGACCAAGGUAUGUGGAAACCUGAACUAUUUAAUUAAUACAUGCCUGCCAUAGCAGAUUUCAUCCCCUUGGGGAGGCUCGGUUACAAUGCGAUUUGUCCCCCGGAGGUGUUACUAUGUGUAUGUGUGUGUGGGGGGGGGCAGGGACAAUACCGCACCUGUAACCUUAGUGGUUGUCUGUUGGUGAUAGACCCUUUCUCCUUAAAUAAAUUUCUUUCUGUAAAGUUCACCCCCUCCCCAAUAACCUCUCCCUCUGACUAUAAGCCCACCUCUCCAAUAAAACCCUCUGCCAAGCUCACCUCCUCCCCAAUAACCCCCUCUGACUAAGCCCCCUCUCCAAUAAAGCCUGCCACUCUAAUAAACCCCUUUCAAUCUGUCAAGCACAUCCCCUCUCCAAUAACCCCCCCCCCCUCCAAUAACCCCCUCUCCAAUAACCCCUCUAAGCCUGCCACUCUAAUAGACCCCUUUCAAUCUGUCAAGCACAUUCCCUCUCCAAUAACCACCCCUCUGACCAAGCCUAUGGCCUCCAAAGAGCACCCCCUCCGAUUAAGCCCAACUCUCCAAUAAACCCCUCUCUGACUUAAUCUGAAGUCAUUUCAACCUCACAGGAGUUCAUGGCAAGUGAAGGCAUCGAAUUGAACCGUCCAGAAGAGAUCGCGAGAGAUCCAUACACCGAAGGCAGGAAGCAGCCGCCUCGUAGCUACACCACGCCUUCAGAGUUCGAUAAACUUAGACAGUUUUUGGUGAUGGAUCGGAAAGUGUUGAGAUUUUAUUGUGUCUGGGAUGACAGAGACAACAUGUUUGGUGAAAUGCGACCAUAUGUAAGUUGAGGAGCAUAAGAUUUGCAUAUUUUGCCUGAGGCAUUGCCGAUUGGAACAACGAUUAGGGCCGCCAUACCAGAUAGCUUUCCGUAGCGGCGCGAAAAAACAGCUAUCCGAUACGGAAUGUACAACUUUCAGAGACCGAGCAAAACAACAUUUCUCCGUUGCAAUAAUUCAUCUGAAAAUAGCGUUCCUAAAACUACGAAUAGAUGUUUUUCACGUCGCUUCGGAAAGCUAUUCAGUACCUAUAGAUCUCUGUGAUUACAUAUUGAGAAAAUUUUAAAAACUCGGUGUUUUGAAAAGUUCGUAAUUUGUUCCUUUGUUGAAAACACCACGUUGAUGUAUGCAGUGGUAACGCAUUUUAUCCUCAUUAAAUCUUCGCAAGUCCAACUGUCCAAGUAAAAGCAAGAGCAAUAAUGAGGAUCGUCAGUGUUUUGCACCAAAAAAAAGUUGAGUUCGUCAAUGAAUUCUUAGAUUCUUCAUUACUAUUCCUAGAUUCUUUAUUACUAUUCCUAGAUUCUUUAUUACUAUUCCUAGAUUCUUCAUUACUAUUCCUAGAUUCUUCAUUACUAUUCCUAGAUUCUUCAUUACUAUUCCUAGAUUCUUCAUUACUAUCUCGUGGACGACACGGUCGAGGUUCGUGAGGUUCACAGUGCUAACGAUGGAAGAGAUCCAUUCCCUGUUUUGAUUCAAAGACAGAAACUGGCUAAGGAUAGGAACGCGACUACAUGUAAGAUCAUUCAUGAAUACAUAAGUGUUAAUAUACAGUUAUCUGAUUAUUAUAGAGGUUCAGAUUUGAGUUUUAAGUCAGUUUUCCACUUCAGUAGUUGAAGUCAAAUCUGCACCCCUUAAUUAUAAUUAUGAAACCUUUACCUUUCCAGCCUCGUUUCCACGUGCCGUGUUGGAGCUGACAGAAAAAGAGAUCAGUGAUUGGUUCCGUCCCUCAGACUUGAUGGUGGGUCGUACGGUGACCAUGUUAGGACGCAGGUUUCUCUUGUAUGAUUGCGAUCAGUUCACAAGGGAAUAUUAUGCAGAAAAGUUUGGUGUGACUGAUUUCCCUCCUGUUGAUGUCGCGGACAGAAAGGGUGCAGCACCAGAACACGUAUGUAUCUUGAUAAAUGCCAAAACUCUGUUUUCAAAUGCCAAAACUCAGUUUUCAAAUGCCAGAACUCCUUUUUCAAAAGCCAGAACUCCCUUUUCAAAUGCCAAAACUGUUUUCAGAUGCCAGAACUCCUUUUUCGAAAGCCAGAACUCCGUUUUCAAAUGCCAAAACUCUGUUUUCAAAUGCCACUCGGAACUUUUUUCAAAAGCCAGGAUUCCUUUUUCAAAUGGCAGAACUUCGUUUUCGAAUGCCAGAACUUCGUUUUCAAAUCCCAAAGCUGACGUUUAUGUAAAUCAAGACAAAUCGUGAUUAAACAUUUAUAACUGAUUUCUUUUGAAUUUUCUUCAUGAAUUAUUAAUGAUAUUUUAAUGACAGAUACAUAAUUUCCUUUCAAUCGUUUAGGUAAUUCCUCCCUACAACGGCUUCGGAUCCCUGGAAGAUACGCUGCAGUCCUGUUUAUCCUUGAUCCCGCAACCGCCCAAGAAAGAUUUCAUUCGAAUGUUGGAGAACGAUAACAAAGUUUUACGUUAUUCUGCCGUCAUGGUACGUGCGGGUAGAUUUGCAGUAAUGAUAGAGCUAUCCAGUAUAAAUAAAGUUAGUUUAGUUUAGGUUUCCUCCUGUAGUAACACUGGACCAAUAAGAGAAGAUCCUUACUGGACCUCUGGGAAGAACAGUUUAGAACUGAUAGAGCUAUCCAGUAUAAAUAAAGUUAAUUUAGUUUAGGUUUCCUCCUGUAGUAACACUGAAACAAUAAGAGAUGAUCCUUACUGGACCUCUAGGGAGAACAGUUUAGAACUGAUAGAGCUAUCCAGUAUAAAUAAAGUUAGUUUAGUUUAGGUUUCCUUCUGUAGUAACACUGGACCAAAAAGAAAUGAUCCUUACUGGACCUCUAGCAAGAAUAGUUCAGAACUGAUAGAGCUAUCCAGUAUAUAAAUAAAGUUAGUUUAGUAUAGGUUUUCUCCUGUAGUAACACUGGAUCUGGGGAGGACUGUUUGGAACUGAUCGGUAGAGCUAACCCGUCUGUUGUAGGCCUGUGACGACUUGCGCUGUUUUAAAAGUGUAGCAGAACUGUUGUUCCCAGUUUCAUAAAUAGAUUGUGUAUAUCAUGAACAGACGGUAUAAAUCUUAUUUUUUCCUUACUCCCCAGGAGUCGGUACGACCGGAGGACAGGGAUCGCAAGUUCAUCAUAAGCUACCGGCUUUCCGAUGACAUGAUGACAAUAUACGAACCCCCGGUACGAAAUGCCGGUAUGCUGUGUGGCAAAUUCCUACAACGUACGCGGGUACAGAAACCCGGUACCCCCACCGACAACCCGGAAUUUUAUACCCCCGGAGAUUUUUGCAUAGGCGCCAGGAUUCAUAUAUUUAAACACCGGUUUAUAAUCACCGAUGCUGAUGAGUACGUGCUCAAAUAUUUGGAGGCUAACGCGGAUAAAUUUCCCAAAGAGACUAUUGAUUCGAUUCGUCAGAAAGUUGGGAGAUCUUCAGGUUUGGGGCAAGGAAAUUUGAACGGUGAUAGUGGAAGGAUGGAUAAACCGGAGGGAAUUAAAACGGAAUAUCAAAGAAGGUAAGCGCUGAAAUUAACACGCAAAAAUUUCACAUCUUUUAGGAAGCCGUCAAAAAGUUGUGUUCGCAUUGCUUUUCCCAAGUUGUCAACAAGUGUGGAACAACUCGUUGACGGUUGUAACAACCUUGUUGAUAUUAUCAGACUUGUUGCAAGGUUGUUACAACAAGUCCGAUACAGUCAUGAUAGAACAAUGUUGUUACAACCUUGUGCUGUCAACCUUGUAACAUUCUUGUUAUAUCAUGACUGUAUCAGACUUGUUAGAACAACCUUGUAACUAGUCUGAUAAUGCCAUCAAGCUUGUUACAAGUUGUGAACAGCUUGUUCCAAACUUGUUACAACAACUGGGAACAAGCAGUGCGCACACAAGUUGUCGACAGCUUGUGAACAGUUUGUAACAAAUUGUUUGCAGACCUGUAACAACUUGUGCGUUGUAGUUGUGACAACGAUAAGCAAAGGGUUAUUAUGAAGAUUUAAAAUAAUGCAUAAUGCAUUUCUUUCAUUUUUAGAUUUUAA
Messenger RNA from Paramuricea clavata, 5074 nucleotides. The record is from the annotation of a GenBank genome assembly. Lineage: Eukaryota; Metazoa; Cnidaria; Anthozoa; Malacalcyonacea; Plexauridae.